CGAUCGCGAAGACGCGCUCGGGCCUCGCGUGCCAGCGCUGGGACUCGCAGAAGCCCCACCAGCACAAGCACACGCCCGACGGCCACCCGGAGCUCGCGGGCCACAACUUCUGCCGGCAGCCGAAGUCGGGCAAGAACCGCGCGCGCGCGUGGUGCUUCACGACCGAGAAGAAGACGAAGUGGGACUACUGCGACGUGCCCCGGUGCGACGCGUCGUUCGUCGACGCCGUCGACGACCUCGACGUGCUCCUCACCGAGGGCCGCCUCAGCGACCACAGCCGCGCGGUCAUCCUCGACGCCGUCGACAAGCCCAUGCUCGGCGGCCCAAACGCGCGGCUCCAGCUCGCGCAGCGCCUCUUCACGCUCGCGCCCGAGUUCCACGCGACGAACGCGCACGAGCCCGUCGGCGCGCGCGACGACGAGGUCUACAGCGACCCGCCGACGCGCAAGUACAAGGCCGUCGUUCUUCUCUUCUUGAACGGUGGCGCGGACAGCUACACGAUGCUGGCGCCGACGGGCGACUGCGCCGUCGCGGGCGACUACGUCGACUACCGUGGAGCCAUCGCGGAGAUGCCUUUCGAGAUGAGCGAGUACCGCUCGAUCGCUCCCGGCUCCGACCAGCCGUGCGACACCUUUGGCGUACACCCGUCGCUGGAUAAAAUCCACGGCCUCUACGAGACCGGCGACGCGAGCUUCUUCGCGAACAUCGGGUCGUUGGUCGAGCCGCUCACGCUCGCGGAGUACCGCUCCGGCGCGAAGCGGACGCCGCCGUCCAUCGGCGCGCACGACGUGCAGCAACGCUUGGCCCAGACCGUCGUCUCCGACAACAUGUCGGCCAAGGGCGUGCUCGGCCGCAUCCUCAGCGCCCUCGCGGACCCGAAGGUCCGCGACGACCCGCUCAACGCCGUGGGCUACAGCCUCAACGGCCUGCAGAAGGCGCUCGAGGGCUCCGGGCACGCGGAGGUCAUCGACCUCAACGCCGACGACGGCUUCUCGCGUCUCAUCGACUACGACGAGCUCAAGGAGGAGAUCGGCUUGUUGCUGCAGAAUGAGAGCUCGUCGGUCUUCGCCGACACCUUCGCGGGCCUCUUCGGGCCGGCGAUCCGCCACGCGGAGGAGAUCUCGGGCAUCUUCGAGGGCGACGACGGCAUGGUCACGGACUUCCCCGACACGGGCCUCGGCCGCCGCUUCGAGGACGUCGCGCGCAUCGUCACAAAGCGCGACGCGUUGGAGCACGAGCGCGCGGCCUUCUUCGUCGAGAUCGGCGGCUUCGACAACCACGGCACGCUCGACGCGCUGCCCAUGCGCCUCGAGGAGAUCGACGACGCCGUCGCGGCCUUCGCGGACGAGAUGAAGGCCCAGGGCAUCUUCGAGGACGUCGCCAUCGUGACCAUGUCGGACUUCGGGCGCACGCUGACGUGGAACGGCGCGGGCACGGACCACGGCUGGGGCGGGCACCAUUUCAUCGUGGGGGGCGGGUUGAACAACUCCACCAUCCACGGCCGCUACCCGGAGACGCUCGGGCCGGACGGCGACCUCAACUACUCGCCGGACCGCGGGCGCAUCAUCCCGUCG
Molecule: messenger RNA, 1574 nt
Organism: Aureococcus anophagefferens
Lineage: Eukaryota; Pelagophyceae; Pelagomonadales; Pelagomonadaceae
Exons: 1
Source: RefSeq, a predicted model, not a curated record